CGUCCCCAACCCAUAAUUAAAAAAAAAAAAAGCAUGCAACAUGGAACCACAAUAAGAGUACCCUUCUUUACGUUAAUUCUCUUUAAAGCAAGUCUUCUCUCUACAACUUCUAUUUUACCAAAUCAUCUCACUUUAUCUCUCAAAAAAAGAAGAAGGUAAACAACUAAACAUGUCCAAGACAAAGACGACCCUUCUCUGUUUCCUUCUCACCGCCGUCAUCCUAAUGAAUCCAUCUUCCUCCGCCCCCACGGACAAUUACAUAUACGCCGUUUGCUCUCCGGCUAAGUUCUCCCCUGGCUCCGGCUACGAGACAAACCUAAACUCUCUCCUCUCUUCCUUUGUCAGCUCCACCGUCCAAAUCCGCUAUGCCAACUUCACCGUUCCUAACAAAAAGCCCGAACCGGGGGUUACCGUAUACGGUGUUUUCCAGUGCCGGGGCGACCUCGACCCAACCGCCUGCUCGACGUGCGUAUCACGCGCCAACGCACAGGUCGGAACCUUAUGUUCCAACUCGUACUCCGGGUUCUUGAUGAUGGACAGCUGUCUGGUCCAGUACGACAACAGUUCGUUCUUUGGGGUGCAAGACAAAACGUUGAGGCUCAACAAAUGUGGGCAGGCGAUGGAAUUCAACGACCAGGAUGGGUUGACCAGAAUUAGUGACGUCAUCGGUUCUUUAGGUUCCGGAAGCGAGCCCUACAGGACCAGUGGGAACGGGAAUGUUCAGGGGGUGGCUCAGUGCAUGGGGGAUCUAAGUACAGCACAGUGUCAGGAUUGCUUGUCUGAUGCAAUCGGACGGCUCAAAUCUGAUUGUGGGAUGGCUCAGGGAGGAUACGUUUACUUGUCCAAGUGUUACGCGCGUUUCAGUGUCGCUGGCGGUCACGCGCGUCAGAACCCAAACUAUGAAGGAGAGAAGAAGGACAGUAAGGAUGAUAACGGAGUUGGGAAAACAUUGGCGAUAAUAAUAGGAAUCGUCACCUUAAUCAUUUUGCUCGUUGUGUUUCUCGCUUUUCUUGGAAAGCAAUGUAGAAAAUUACAAGAUGAGAAAUGGUGUAAAUGAAAAGACAAAGUGGGAAAGAGAUCACCCAACGACUCGAGUCGAGCAACUGCUAGCUAGUUGUAUUUUUGUAAUUUUUUUUUUGUUCUCACUCAUAAGAUGUACGUAGUUAUAGUAAGUAAAUUAAUAUUUAUAUGAUUGUCUUUUCGAAUCGGUUUAUGUAUAAUUGUCGGACUUAUAUAAGCCAAAGCGAUAUAUUCUUCUUUCAUGUGAAUGAAAACAUUCGAUUCUGUA
Camelina sativa (false flax) is the source of this 1288-nucleotide messenger RNA. Its product is annotated as plasmodesmata-located protein 5. Gene Ontology annotation, cellular component: plasmodesma. Gene Ontology annotation, biological process: defense response to bacterium. Lineage: Eukaryota; Viridiplantae; Streptophyta; Magnoliopsida; Brassicales; Brassicaceae. The record is from RefSeq and is a predicted model, not a curated record.